UAAAACGGCCGACCGUCAAAUUCCCAGCCUGGAUGACUGUAUACACAAUAUACAAAUAUACACAUUGUAUAUCUGGCUAUUAGAAAUCUGGAUAGUUGGCAUAUUUGGACGCAGCAAUGCAAAUUCUGAAAGGGAAAACUUCAGCAGGGCCUUCGGUGGUCACAUGGAGAUGCAAAAAAAUCUCUACAGUGAGACCUUUAGCUUAUGCUGCAAACUUUUGCUGCAAGAAGCCAAAAGAAGCGAAGGAUAUGAUUUUUAUGAGGUUGCAUGCUGAUAGAGAUCAUUCAAAAGGCAGGAUUCAAUCAGUAGACCCGGUGAUAGAUUCACGUGUAUCAGUACCCUUCGUGAAGAUGUGUGGGAUUACCUCUGUACAUGAUGCGGUUCUUGCUGCAGAAGCAGGUGCUAAGUUCAUCGGUAUGAUUUUAUGGCCCAAGUCAAAAAGAUCAGUGUCACUACAUGUUGCAAAGGAAAUCUCAAAGGCUGUGAGGGAUCACGGGGCAGAGCCUGUGGGUGUUUUUGUUGAUGAGGAUGCUAAUGAGAUUGAACGAGCAUAUGAUGCGACAAACAUUGCCUUUGCACAGCUUCAUGGAAAUGGUGCACGGCGUGCCCUUUCAAGUUUGGUGCAACAUCGCAACAUUAUAUAUGUCUUGCAUGUGGAUAAAAGUGGAGUGCUUCUGACAAAAAACCCUAAAGAAGAAUGUUCAGCUUUGGUUGAUUGGAUUUUGAUUGACAGCUUGAGUGGUGGAAGUAGUUUCUUUGUUUCAGUGGUCAAAAGUUUGAUUGGGAGAAUGUACAAGUUCCAACUGAUUCUAGUAAAAAUGGAUGGUUGCUAGCUGGUGGCAUUAACCCUGAAAAUGUUAGUGAAGCAAUAUCAAUUCUCAGACCAGAUGCAGUGGAUGUAUCUAGUGGGAUUUGUGGCCCUGAUGGUAUCCAAAAGGAUGCUGCUCGUAUGCUUUCGUUUAUGCAUGCAGUGAGGCAAAGCAAAUGAAACAGUUUGAUCCGUGCCACUGAAUGAUUAUAUGAGAAUUUGAUGCACUGAUUCUCAAUUUCAACAGACAGCUUUAUAUAGGCAGUACACACGAUUAUAUUUACGAGUCAGAUAUAAGAUUUUUGUAGUCUCCAGAGUUCUCACUCAGUGUUCUCUCAAUUUACAGAUGCAAAUCUCUCUCAUGAUUUUAUAUCCUUCAGCCAUUUAGUAUGUUUGGCACGGCUACAAAAAACAUCCAGCAAAACAAAUUUAGCAAUCUUUAAGGGGGCGAAAUGUUCUCUAAAUAGAAUCCUUUGAGUAAA
Molecule: messenger RNA, 1290 nt
Organism: Cryptomeria japonica (Japanese cedar)
Lineage: Eukaryota; Viridiplantae; Streptophyta; Pinopsida; Cupressales; Cupressaceae
Product: N-(5'-phosphoribosyl)anthranilate isomerase 1, chloroplastic
Exons: 4
Coding region: 117-833 (238 amino acids)
Biological process (GO): L-tryptophan biosynthetic process
Molecular function (GO): phosphoribosylanthranilate isomerase activity
Source: RefSeq, a predicted model, not a curated record